CACAGCGCCCUAUCUCCAUGUAACUGCUGUCUCACUCAUGGCGCUCCUCUCCUGGCCAGUAGCAUUGCACUUCUUCCGCAUGAACAAGAGAGUCCGCCAGGUGGCCACACUGGGCCUCUAUCUGUCUGUGCUGUUCUCUCUAUACCUGGUUCCUUUGGGAAUGUACUCACCCUGCAUUAAGGAGGUGAACACCCUGGGACCUGCCCCAAUGCUCAUUGGGCACAGAGGAGCACCAAUGCUUGCUCCAGAGAAUACUGUGAUGUCCUUUGAGAAGGCAAUUGAAACGGGAGGACAAGGGCUUGAAACAGAUGUCACUAUCAGUUAUGAUGGCAUUCCCUUUCUCAUGCAUGACCAAACUCUGAAAAGAACGACUAAUGUUGCUGAUGUUUUCCCAAACCGAACACACCUCGACGCCGCCAUGUUCACCUGGGCUGAGUUACAGCAGCUGAAUGCUGGUAGUUGGUUCCUGUCGAGAGAUCCAUUUGGUACAGUGUCGUCCCUGUCUGAGGCGGACUCCUCCAAGGCCCAGAACCAGUCUGUUCCCUCUCUGGCCCAAUUUCUGGAAGUGGCAGCACAUAGUGGCAAACUGGUGCUGUUUGAUUUGCGAAGACCACCAUUCGGACACCCCUACAGGCAGUCAUACAUCACCACAACCCUGCAAGUGGUGCAGGCCCACAUCAACUCAUCCCAGGUGCUGUGGCUGCCAUCUGAGGACAGGGACUUGGUCCAAGCUGUGGACACAGAGCUACAGCAGACAUCUGGAGAAAAAGCUUCCAUUCAGGAGCUGACAGACAGCCACAUCAUCAGACUAAAUCUGCACUACAGUACCAUGUCCCAGCAACAGAUCAGUAAGUACAGCUCGGUGAACAUCAGUACUAACCUGUACGUCAUCAGUCAGCCGUGGCUCUACACUCUGGCCUGGUGCGCUGGAGCUCAGUCCAUCACCACCAACUCCGUCCACAUCCUGUCCCACAUUGACAAGCCCCUGUUCCUCAUGACUCCGGAGGAGUACAGUGUGAUGUGGAUUCUGACUGAUGUGGUGUCUGCCAUCCUCAUUAUUGCUGUUUUCAUCUUCCACUGGUGGAGAGAGAGAGGACUGCCCUUCUGGUCUGGAAGCCGUCAGACGCAUGAGAACGGACCUUACAGCAAGUUCAGGACAGAGCUGAAUGAUGUGUGGUCCAUCUCCAGCAUCGUUGUUCACCCGGAGGUACACAUCAUGCCCAGUUCACCCUGCAUUCAUCAGCUGCCCACCAUCACGGAGGAGUGACCCUGAGAGAGAGGGAGAGAGUGAAAUGAAAAGGGCAAGAAAAAAGGUUAAAAACAGACUGAACAGAAUGAGAAAACAAAUAGUUCUACUUCUUCUCAGUUCUCUGCGACUGUGCGGACUGUCUGUCUGCUGGACGAGAACUGUGCAGCCAUUUUCACUCUACAUGAUGUCUUAGGUUCCAUCAACAUGUAUGGGUGGUGAGGACAUUUUAACGCCAGCCCAGAAUAGACCGAUCGUAGCCACGGGGCUGACAUGCUUGAGAAAAUUUCAAUCAGUGCCACCAGCUGAGUUCAACAGUGUUACUAAUCAAAGAAUGGUCAUGCUGCAUUCCAAGUACCUCACAAGUGGAAAGUUGGAACUCAGAACUGCAUCAUGUUUUAUCUCUGUGUUCAAAGUAGGGGAC
This is a messenger RNA of Thalassophryne amazonica, 1670 nucleotides long. RefSeq names its product glycerophosphodiester phosphodiesterase domain-containing protein 5-like. The record is from RefSeq and is a predicted model, not a curated record. Gene Ontology annotation, cellular component: membrane. The coding region runs from base 38 to 1267 and encodes 409 amino acids. Gene Ontology annotation, molecular function: glycerophosphodiester phosphodiesterase activity. Gene Ontology annotation, biological process: lipid metabolic process. NCBI's taxonomy places the organism in Eukaryota, Metazoa, Chordata, Actinopteri, Batrachoidiformes, Batrachoididae. The transcript has 10 exons.